AAGGGACCGUUCAAGCUGUGCUCAGCACCAAAAUCUCAUCUUCCUACCUGCAGCUAACGUGUGUUCUUGGCAGUCAUUUGGCUCACCACCUCGCACACUGCAAGCCAUCUUGUCCGCCAUGGAGCUCAGAGUGGAUCUUAAAGAAGAAGGAGGUGAUGAUGGUACUGCUUCCGAGGCGAGUCAUAUGAUCUCUGGAAUCCGUGCAGAUUCGCUGGGUUGGAUCAGUCCCACUCGGUGUCACGCGGGAAGCACCGAACCCCUCUUCCUACUCUUCCUCAUCCAUCUCUAACGCCUCUUUACUGCUUCCUUUCUGCCUCGUCUGUUAAUGUACUCGAGCAACAGUUACUUCACCUCAUCAUUGAGGCAACAACGUAAACCUGGAGAAGAGCGAGAGAAGCAAGAGACUCAUCUUGAGCUGAGCUAACACACCAGCAUAUUGUGAGAGAGAGAGAGAGGAGGCUGCUGGUUAAGAGAAGGAUAGAAGGGAAAGAGAAUCAAUUUGUAUUACCAAGGGCGAGGAGAGAGAGGUGGAGAAAAAGGAGAGAGACGAGGAGAAGAAGACAUGAACCCGAGUCCACCUAGGUCCUUCGUGUUCCCUGCCUUCAGCUCCACCUAAACAAACGAACAAACCAUCAUCCUGUCCUCCCUCUCCUCUUUCCUCGCGUGCUUUCUGGUGAAAGCAGAGGAGACACCAAUCAAAGAGAGCUGUAUCAGCUGUCCUCCAGGAUUGAUACGGAGGUCAUCCCCGUCUCUCCCUAUCCAUCAAGCUUCGAUCUUUCUUGUGAAAAAGGCAUGUUGAAGAAAGAGAAAGGAAGAAGCAGCGGAGGACCAAUCCAAGGACGAGUGGACGGGGUCCAAGUGUGUGAAAGAAAGGGAAUAUAUAUAUAGCCAGUCCAUUCAAUCUCUCUGUAGACAUCUGGCUCGGUCGUUGUCGCAGUUCCAAGUUGCGAUUUUGAGGCCGCUCCCCCCUUUGGAAUCGAUCAGUUGUUCACCACCGUGGAAAGGAGGAAGAAGACAGAAGAGGAGCCCAAGAAAGAGAGAGGGGAAGCGCAUGGCGGCGGAGGUGGAGGAGGAGAUGUUGGUGCCGACGCACCAGUGGAGGAGGUACGGAGACGAGGCAGCCACGGCGGCAGAGGAGGAUCCGAGCAUCGACACUGACAAGCUAAGCUACGAGAUCUUCUCUAUCCUGGAAAGCAAGUUCCUUUUUGGCUAUGACGAUCACAAGCUCUGGAUCCCGACGGCUCCCCCUCCAGCCGCCACUGUCACCGACGCCCCGCCGGCUCAGGCGGCCGAGGCGUCCUCCUUUAAGAACCAAAGGGGCAAAGUGUGCGUGCUCUGUCUCGACGGCGGAGGCGGCUGUGGGAUGCGCGGCAUCCUACCCGGGAAGGCCCUGGCCUAUCUCGAGCAGGCCCUCAAGACCAAGUCCGGGGACCAUGACGCGCGAAUCUCCGACUACUUCGACGUCGCGGCCGGCGCCGGCGUCGGGGGCGUCUUCGCCGCCAUGCUCUUCGCCACUCGUGACGGCGCUCGCCCCCUCUUCCACGCCGAUGAUACCUGGCGCUUCCUCGCCGACCAGGGCAAGCGCCUAUUCCGAAAGGGGUCGCCUUCCUCCUCCUCGUCAUCCACCCCAGGAAUGUUCCUCCGCUGCCUUUUCCCCGGCGGCGAAGGGUCGACGACGGCGGCGAUCGAGAGGGCGAUGAAGGAAGCAUUCGGCGACAGCCUAACGCUUCGGGACACGGUGAAGCCGGUGCUCAUCCCGUGCUACGACUUGAGGAGCUCCGCGCCGUUCGUGUUCUCGCGUGCCGACGCCCUGGAGAGCGAGAGCUUCGACUUCCGGCUGUGGGAGGUCUGCCGGGCGACGUGGGCCGAGCCAGGGCGGUUCGAGCCGGCGGAGAUCAGUUCGGUGGACGGAGCCACCGCCUGCGUCGGCGUGGACGGCGGGCUGGCGAUGAGCAACCCGGCGGCGGCGGCCAUCACUCACGUCCUUCACAACAAGCAGGAGUUCCCCUUCGUCCGUGGGGUGGAGGACCUCAUGGUCCUCUCCCUCGGCUGCGGGGAGGCCGGCGGCGCCGCGGCGGCGCCCCUCGUGUCGGAGGCCGAGAACCGCAAGUUCCGGCGGUGGGGCCCCAAGGAGUGGGCCCGGCCCAUCUCGCGCAUCGCUGCCGACGGCUCCGCCGACCUCGUGGACCAGGCCGUCGCGCUCGCCUUCGGUCAGUGCCGGAGCUCCAACUACGUACGUGUCCAGGCUGAUGCUUCGAGCAUGGGAAGAUGCAGCGCGGAGGUGGACUACGACGCAAGGCCGGUUACCGUGAAGGUGCUGUCGGAGACGGCGGAAGAGAUGCUGCGGCAGAAGAACGUGGAGUCGGUGCUAUUCGGUGGGAAGAGGGUGCGUGGGCAGACGAACAUGGAGAAGCUGGAUUGGCUUGCAGGGGAGCUCGUGCUGGAGCACCGGCGAAGGAGUUGCCGAAUAGCACCCACCGUCGCAUUGAAGCGAGCACAUCCUCCGAAGUCCGCCACCACAAGUAAGUAGUCGUAGUCAGUCCAUGCAUGAAGCAGCGCUGGCCUUGUGUUCCUGCCGUUCUCUUCCUUCAAGUAGAAGUACAGCAUUCUCGGUUACAAGAAUCUCCAUGUUCGCACUUGGUCGAGCAGUCCCGUCUUUGUCUUGAUGCAGCAUUCCAUGUUAUUAGGAAGGAAGAGAGGCUGUCGCUGAUUCUUGCUCCUCAGGUAAAUGUUGUGUCGAAGGGCCGCCGCCCAUAAUUCACAAUGGCAAGGAACCCCCUGCUGUUUCUGGGGGUAGUUCAUGCUUCA
Musa acuminata AAA Group (dessert banana) is the source of this 2808-nucleotide messenger RNA. RefSeq names its product patatin-like protein 6. The transcript is spliced from 2 exons. Lineage: Eukaryota; Viridiplantae; Streptophyta; Magnoliopsida; Zingiberales; Musaceae. Gene Ontology annotation, biological process: lipid metabolic process. The record is from RefSeq and is a predicted model, not a curated record. The coding region runs from base 1052 to 2530 and encodes 492 amino acids.